AAGCCAUUUGUUGAAAGACAACUUGAUUAAAAUGGGAGCUGAGGAAUCUACUUGCACAUAAGCCUGAUGACUUACAGCCCUAAAGUUCUGUGCAAGAGUACUGAUAAGUCAGAAGCUGUUUUUUGGGAAAACUGCAGUAAAGGAAAUAAUGUGCUUCAGUUCAAGUCUGUCUCACUUCAACCAAAAGAUAUUACCUUACCUGGAAAGAUCACUCUUUCGUGGACUGCUGAAGCCAAACAUCAUCUCAGGGGAUUAAUGGCUAAAGUACAAUUUCACAAGAAGAUGUACUUUUGGAUGGAAAUUCCCUGUCCUCACUUUUUCAAUUGUGAGUUCACUUUCUGUGACUGGUUGGAUCGGGAGCCAUCUUGUUCUUUUACUCCUAAUUCUUCAAUAAACGCAACAAAAUCAUUUGAUUAUACAAUGACCAAAGGAUUGUCCUUUUUAACAAGUGGUAGUUACUCUGCAAAGCUUACACUGUUGAGCAAUGGAAAAGUUGUUGGCUGUGUUCGUGUCUACUUUGAGAUCACAGCUUCAUAACGUGCACAAGAGGUGGCAAAGAAAAUCAAUACUUCAGGCAACCUUCUUGUUAUGGCUGUUUAUGCAACAGAAAUUCUCCCUGAUGGAAUUCACAAAUCACGACCCAAAGAUACGAUCCAGAGAUAUGGAAUAAGAUUCACUCUUAC
Pristis pectinata (smalltooth sawfish) is the source of this 683-nucleotide messenger RNA. Its product is annotated as ganglioside GM2 activator-like. Gene Ontology annotation, biological process: ganglioside catabolic process; lipid transport. Bases 67 to 537 code for a protein of 156 amino acids. Lineage: Eukaryota; Metazoa; Chordata; Chondrichthyes; Rhinopristiformes; Pristidae. The transcript has 5 exons. The record is from RefSeq and is a predicted model, not a curated record. Gene Ontology annotation, molecular function: enzyme activator activity; lipid carrier activity. Gene Ontology annotation, cellular component: cytoplasmic side of plasma membrane.